Molecule: messenger RNA, 2953 nt
Organism: Nerophis ophidion (straightnose pipefish)
Lineage: Eukaryota; Metazoa; Chordata; Actinopteri; Syngnathiformes; Syngnathidae
Product: zinc finger protein ZFP2-like
Exons: 4
Coding region: 206-2521 (771 amino acids)
Biological process (GO): regulation of transcription by RNA polymerase II
Cellular component (GO): nucleus
Molecular function (GO): DNA-binding transcription activator activity, RNA polymerase II-specific; RNA polymerase II cis-regulatory region sequence-specific DNA binding
Source: RefSeq, a predicted model, not a curated record
CUACAAAAGCAAAACCGAAGAAGUCACCGGAAGCGGAACUGAGUCGCGGAGUCCUUACAGAGGCGUACGGUCCGCCAUUGUUAAGUAUUCAGUCUAAUGUGAUCACAACACGAAAGAAAACUACUCUUUUCAUCCACGGACUUACGUUCAACUAUUUAUUCGAAGCACGGAUGUGCAGGUGGUUUGGUGUUCCCACGGGAGAACCAUGGAGGUGAGCUUCGCCGGCGAGGUGUCGUCCAUCGUAGAGCUGGCCUUCCAGGCCACCGUGUCCCUCUUCAGGGACGUGUGGGCCAGAGAGGUGCCGGACUCGGAGUGGGAGGACGCCAAGCUCGGUGACGACAUCCAGGAGAUCGAGCGAGGGCUUCUGCUGCAGAUCCAGACCGUCUUCGCCGAGUUCUCCUCCGCCGUGUUGGAGGAGAACGAAGCUUUAAAGGCCAAAGUGGAGCAGCUGGAGGAUGUGGUCCAGACCAAGGCCGGCCAGCUGGAGCAGGAGCUGCAGGUCCGGGUGGGACAGCUGGGGAGAGACAUGAAAGAGCUGGAGCAGGAGCUGAAGAACCUCAGUGAUGGUGGAACACAGCCUGAAGCUCACCUCAGGAUGCAUGAGCGCACCCUGCAAGGAGUCCUAAGUCCCGACCCUUUGACAGACCGCCAGUCUCGAGCCGCCCAGAUGGUCUUGGUGAGCCAGAGCAGCGACGCUCCCACCCUGAUGCUACUGGAAGACGGAGACCACCUCGUCGAGCCAUCCCCGUCUUCCGCCGACGGCGUGGCCCAGCUUAACCUUCCGCCGGCGUCCUCGCCCGGAGACACGGGCCAAGAUGUCCCCAGUUCCGAUUGUUGUUCCAUCAGCACGGAGGACAUGCCACACGAGCAGUGCGCAAUGGACGAGAUCUCUUCAGGACAAGCACCCGGGAACGUGGAGCCCAGCUUCAAAGUUAAAAUAGAGUCACCUGAUAGGACCAUAGACGAGGUGAACUGUGAUCAGGCGGAAGGGCGAAGGCUCAGGAAAAAAGAGCCGCGGCCCAUCAAGAGGUUCUUCUGCGACGAGUGUGACGCCGCCUUCUACUGGCGAGCCGACCUGAAGAAGCACGAGGCGCUCCACAAGAGGCCGUUCCCGUGCGAGCAGUGCGGGAGGAGCUUCCUGGAGCAGAAGUCUUUGGACAACCACCUCCUGCGUCACGAAGAGUCCAAGACGCCGCUGCCCUUCCCGUGCCCGCUGUGCAAGCGUUCGUACCGCAAGGACCAGUCGCUGCAGAACCACCUCAAGUGCCACAAGCGCCACCAGCAGCCCAAGCCCUACACCUGCCAGCACUGCGGCAAGACCUUCCGUGUGGGCCAGUCGCUGGAGAACCACCUGCUGCGCCACGAGAAGUGGAAGGAGAUGCUGAAGUGUCCGCUGUGCGACAAGGUGUGCAAGACCCGCGUGCAGCUGCGGGGUCACAUGGUGGUUCACUCGGAGGAGCGGCCCUUCAGCUGCGCCACCUGCGGCAAGGAGUUCAAGAGCAAGGACACGCUGCGCUUCCACCAGAUGGUGCACACCAGCGACAAGAAGUACAAAUGUCCCGACUGCGAGGAGACCUUCAAGUACGCCCACUCGCUGACGGUGCACAAGAGGAAGCACACGGGCGUCACGCCGUUCGUGUGCGAGGUGUGCAAGCGCCCGUACCGCACCGGCACGGCGCUCAAGCGCCACAGCGCCGUGCACACGGGCGAGAAGCCGUUCACCUGCCACGUGUGCGGCGCCAGCUUCAGCCUCAACAACAACCUGAAGAGACACCUGCGCAUCCACACGGGCGAGAAGCCCUUCAGCUGCCAGGACUGCGGCAAGAGCUUCUCCGACAACAACAAGCUGAAGUCGCACAUGCUGGUGCACGGCGCCAGGAAGCCCUUCAUGUGCGACCUGUGCGGAAAGACCUUCCUCUUCAACUGCCGCCUGCAGAUCCACCUUAAGUACGUGCACGCCGACGGCAAGCCCAAGAAGUUCCCGGCCGCGCAGAGGAACAAGCUGCUGGUCAAGCCCUACAGCUGCAAGAUCUGCCUGAGCAGCUUCAGCGCCGCCUGCUCGCUCAAGCUGCACGAGAAAAGCCACAGCGAGCAGAAGGAGUUCAACUGCGAGCUGUGCGACAAAGCCUUCCACAACAAGUACUCCUUCCGAUACCACCAGAGGAGCCACCUGGGAGAAAAGCCCUUUGUGUGCGAGGUGUGCGGCAAGGGCUUCUUCCAAGCUGGGAGCCUCAAGCAGCACGAGCGCAUUCACACGGGGGAGAAGCCGUACAAGUGCGACCAGUGCGGGAAGGCCUUCCGCACCGACGGCAACUUCUACCGACACGUGCGCAUCCACACGGGGGAGAAGCCCUUCGAGUGCAGCUUCUGCCAGAGGAAGUUCCACCAGUCCAACCAGCUCAAGUCCCACCUGCAGGUCCACACGGGCCAGAAGCUCUACUCCUGCCAGCAGUGCGGACGCGGCUUCUCCGACUCGCGGCAACUCAAGAAGCACAGCUGCGUCGCGCCGCAGGAUGCGUGAGGGCCCUCUCGCAUGCUUCUUCAUCUCCUUCUGCUAGACGAGAACAUGUCCGAACACUUACUGUGCUUUUACACUCAUCAGAAAUGUAGAUUAUCUUGCAUCAUGUCUAAAAAAAGACUCUCAUGCUAAGUCUUUCACACCAAAAAUAUCUUUAAAGUUCACACUCGAAACUGACAAAUAUCUCAUUUUUAAACUACUUUGAACGAACUACUUGCAAUAUAUUCACCGUUUUGGGGGGUGUAUUACGUUUGUCUGUGCGUUGUCUUGCUGCUCUUACAGAGCAUGAUCGAAGACACAAAUAUUUUAUUUUGAAAUGAACAAAGCUUGCACUUCCGGUUGUGGUGUCCGUUUGCAAGUAGCAGCCUAAGAAGUCCCCUCUGCUCUCCUCUGUUAUGUCAGACCUUUUGCAAUAAAUCUGACGUGAAAAUGCCA